CGCUGAGCCAGCAGGGGCCCCACUACAUAAGGCUGCUGCCUGGCCUGGGCCAAGCUUCCUCCUGUCAUGGCCCAGCGCUCUGGCUCGAUCACCCUCUUCGAGGGCAAACACUUCUCCGGCCGCCGCCUGGACGUGUGCGGGGACUGCGACAGCUUCCAGGAGCGCGGCUUCAUGAACCGCGUGGGCUCCGUGCGCGUGGGCAGCGGCGCCUGGGUCUGCUUCCAGCACCCCGACUACCGGGGCCCCCAGUUCAUCCUGGAGCACGGAGACUACCCCGACUUCCGCCGCUGGAACGGACACAACGACCAUCUGGGCUCCUGCCGGCCCGUCGGCAUGCACGGGGAGCACUUCCACCUGCAGGUCUUUGAGGGCUGCGGCUUCACAGGCGCCAGCCUGGACUUCCAGCAGGACUGUCCCCUGCUCCAGGCCGCCGGCUGGGCCCACGGGGUCGGCGCGCUCAGGGUCCUCGGCGACGGCGCGUGGGUGCUGUACGAGGAGCCUGGCUUCCGGGGCUGCAUGUUCCUGGUGGAGCGGGGUGACUUCCGCAGCUUCUCUGACUGGGGUGCCCCCAGCGCUCGGGUCCAGUCUGUGCGCAGGGUGGUCAACGCCUUCUAGUCGCCCCACAAGCCGACCCCGGUGAGUGGGG
Messenger RNA from Erinaceus europaeus (western European hedgehog), 646 nucleotides. RefSeq names its product crystallin gamma N (gene CRYGN). The transcript is spliced from 4 exons. Gene Ontology annotation, molecular function: structural constituent of eye lens. Bases 67 to 615 code for a protein of 182 amino acids. NCBI's taxonomy places the organism in Eukaryota, Metazoa, Chordata, Mammalia, Eulipotyphla, Erinaceidae. The record is from RefSeq and is a predicted model, not a curated record. Gene Ontology annotation, biological process: visual perception; lens development in camera-type eye.